This is a messenger RNA of Sesamum indicum (sesame), 4457 nucleotides long. NCBI's taxonomy places the organism in Eukaryota, Viridiplantae, Streptophyta, Magnoliopsida, Lamiales, Pedaliaceae. The record is from RefSeq and is a predicted model, not a curated record.
UUAAAUCACAGUCCUUUCUCUGAUGCGUUUAAAUAGGGUUUAAGAACACGCGAAAAAAGGCAUCAAUCGACAUAAAGUAUAUCAAUGUUCAAUACACAUACAUACUCACUCACAACUCACUGCUUCUGAAACUUCUCCUCACUCUCAUUUGCAACCUGAGGAAAAUACACUUUCUUCUGCUGGUGAAUUGUAUCUGAGGAUUCUUGUUGGUGCCUUGCAAAGAUGGCAAACUUAACGUUAACUGGGAUACUUGAGAAGAUGACAGGAAAGGACAAAGAUUACAGAUAUAUGGCAACUUCUGAUUUACUUAAUGAAUUAAAUAAAGAGGGAUUUAAACUCGAUGUUGAUCUUGAAGCAAAAUUGUCGAACAUUGUCAUUCAGCAGCUUGAUGAUGCCGCAGGCGAUGUUUCUGGAUUAGCUGUGAAAUGUCUUGCUCCAUUGGUGAAGAAAAUUCACGAGCAGCAGGUUCUUGAAAUGACUAACAAGCUUUGUGAUAAAUUGCUGAAUGGGAAAGAGCAAAAUCGUGACAUCGCCAGCAUUGCUUUGAAGACAAUUGUUGCUGAAGUUCCUACGUUGUCUGUUGCAAAAUCUGUUCUUGUCUCCAUUUCCCCAAAGUUGAUACGUGGAAUAACUUUGCAGGGGAUGAGCACAGAAAUCAAGUGCGAAUGCCUUGAUAUUCUGUGUGAUGUUCUUCACAAAUAUGGUAAUCUAAUGGCAUCAGAUCAUGAGGUAUUGCUAGGUUCAUUGUUGCCCCAGUUGAAUACUAAUCAAGCCAGUGUCAGAAAGAAGGCUGUUUCAUGCAUUGCAUCUCUCGCUUCAAGCUUGUCAGAUGAUUUGCUGGCAAAGGCUACAGUUGAAGUUGUUCAGCUUUUGAAAACUAAAUCAACAAAAUCUGAAAUUACACGCACAAACAUCCAGAUGAUUGGGGCUUUAAGCCGCGCUGUUGGUUAUCGCUUUGGUCCUCACCUUGGAGAUACAGUUCCAAUUUUAAUCAACUACUGUAAUAAUGCAUCAGAGAAUGACGAGGAGCUUCGUGAGUAUAGCUUACAGGCGUUAGAGAGCUUUUUGCUGAGGUGUCCCAGAGAUAUCUCUUCCUACUGUGAUCAAAUUUUACAUCUUACUUUGGAAUUUCUUAGUCAUGAUCCAAAUUUCACUGAUAAUAUGGAGGAAGACACAGAUAAUGAGAGUUAUGCAGAAGAGGAAGAUGAUGAGAGUGCUAAUGAAUACACAGAUGACGAAGAUGUCAGCUGGAAAGUCCGAAGAGCUGCUGCUAAAUGCUUAGCCGCAUUAAUUGUUUCUCGCCCUGAGAUGCUCUCAAGACUAUACAAUGAGUAGAGUAUGCUGGUGAUUGAUAGGUUUAAAGAAAGGGAAGAGAACGUCAAGAUGGAUGUCUUUAAUACAUUCAUUGAAUUAUUGAGACAAACAGGGAAUGUUACAAAAGGGCAGACUGAUUUUGAUGAAUCAAGUCCCAGAUACCUAUUGAAGCAAGAGGUGCCAAAGAUCGUUAGAUCGGUAAAUAAACAGCUACGUGAAAAAUCUAUCAAGACAAAGGUUGGAGCCUUCUCAGUUUUGAAAGAGCUGGUAGUUGUGCUGCCUGAUUGCCUAGCAGACCACAUUGGAUCCCUUACUCCUGGAAUUGAAAAAGCACUCUGUGAUAAAUCCUCUACCUCAAAUCUAAAGAUUGAAGCUCUUGUUUUUACGAGAUUAGUGUUAGCCUCGCAUGCUCCUUCUGUUUUUCAUCCCUACAUCAAGGCGAUUUCUGCUCCAAUUAUAUCUGCAGUUGGUGAACGGUAUUACAAAGUUACAGCUGAGGCAUUAAGAGUAUGUGGAGAACUUGUCCGUGUUGUGCGGCCAAAUAUUGAGGAUUUUGGCUUUGAUUUCAAACCUUUUGUCCAUCCUAUAUACACUGCUAUCAUGUCGCGCUUGACAAACCAAGAUCAAGACCAGGAAGUGAAAGAAUGUGCCAUCUCUUGCAUGGGACUUGUGGUUUCUACAUUUGGUGAUCAUCUUGGGGCGGAACUACCCACAUGCCUUCCCGUGCUGGUGGACCGAAUGGGAAAUGAAAUAACUCGACUUACAGCCGUGAAGGCUUUUGCUGUCAUUGCUGCUUCUCCUCUGCACCUUGACCUAUCUUGUGUUUUGGAGCAUGUAAUUUCAGAGUUGACGGCAUUCGUACGGAAGGCCAAUCGUGCUCUAAGACAAGCUACCCUGGGGACUCUCAACACACUAAUUGUCAGCUAUGGUGAUAAAAUUGGUUCAGCUGCUUAUGAAGUUAUUGUUGUUGAACUUUCAACUCUGAUAAGUGAUUCAGACUUGCAUAUGGCUGCUCUAGCUCUGGAAUUAUGCUGUACAUUAAUGGCCGACAGCAGAUCUGGUCCAAAUGUUGGUUUGACUGUCAGAAACAAAGUUCUGCCGCAAGCACUGACUCUGAUUCGAAGCUCACUGCUCCAGGGACAAGCCCUUCUGGCACUGCAGAACUUCUUUGGUGCCCUGGUUUACUCAGCAAAUACAAGCUUUGAUGUACUGCUGGACUCUCUUCUUUCAACGGCAAAACCAUCUUCCCAGGCUGGAGCUGUUGCAAAACAGGCCUUAUUUUCCAUUGCUCAAUGCGUAGCAGUUCUCUGUCUUGCUGCAGGCGAUCAGAAAUGUUCCUCCACUGUAAAUAUGCUUACGGAUAUCCUGAAAGCUGAUAGCAGCACCAAUUCGGCCAAACAACAUCUAUCCUUGCUGUGCUUGGGGGAGAUAGGCAGGAGAAAGGAUCUAAGUUCUCAUGACCAUAUCGAGAAUAUUGUUAUCGAGUCCUUCCAAUCACCUUUCGAAGAAAUAAAGUCUGCUGCAUCUUAUGCACUAGGAAAUAUUGCUGUUGGCAAUCUGCCCAAGUAUUUACCUUUUAUCUUGGAUAAAAUUGAUAAUCAGCAGAAGAAGCAAUAUCUCUUGCUCCAUUCUCUGAAGGAGGUCAUUGUAAGACAAUCUGUGGAUAAAGCAGAGUUUGACGAUUCUAGUGUUGAGAAGAUCACUCAUUUGCUCUUUAACCACUGUGAGAGUGAAGAAGAGGGUGUUCGUAAUGUGGUAGCUGAAUGUCUGGGGAAAAUUGCGCUUAUUGAACCUGGAAAACUUGUUCCUGCCCUAAAGGAACGGACUUCCAACCCAGCUGCAUUCACUCGAGCAACAGUUGUAAUUGCGGUGAAAUAUUCUAUAGUUGAGCGGCAGGAGAAAAUAGAUGAGAUUUUGUACCCAGAAAUUUCAUCUUUCUUGAUGCUUAUCAAGGAUAAUGACCGGCAUGUGAGGCGUGCAGCUGUAUUGGCCUUGAGUACUGCAGCUCAUAAUAAGCCAAACUUGAUAAAGGGCCUGCUUCCGGAACUAUUGCCACUGCUUUACGAUCAAACAGUGAUAAAGAAAGAAUUGAUCAGGACAGUGGAUCUUGGUCCUUUCAAGCACACAGUAGAUGAUGGGCUUGAAUUGAGGAAAGCUGCUUUUGAAUGUGUGGACACUUUGUUGGACAGUUGUCUGGAUCAAGUGAAUCCUUCUUCUUUUAUUGUUCCGUACCUUUUAUCUGGUUUAGAUGAUCAUUAUGAUGUCAAAAUGCCUUGUCAUCUUAUCCUUUCAAAGUUGGCCGACAAGUGCCCAUCUGCUGUGUUGGCAGUAUUGGAUUCCUUGGUGGAUCCUCUCCAGAAAACUAUCAACUUUAGGCCCAAGCAGGAUGCUGUCAAGCAAGAGGUUGACCGUAAUGAAGACAUGAUCCGAAGUGCCCUCCGGGCAAUUGCAUCCUUGAAUCGCAUAAGCGGAGGAGACUGUAGUCAUAAGUUUAAGAAUCUCAUGAAUGAAAUUGCCAAGUCAGCAAGACUCUCAGAGAAAUACUCUUCCAUUCGGAAUGAAUAAAUUUGUUCCACUCAAUGCUUCCAGUUGAUGCUGCAGACUUCAGAAGCAUGUAUUUGACUUUCCCUUGACCCGUAAUCUUUUACCGAUGAAGAACAUUAUACAGGUCCACGGAAAAGGGGUUAAUUUACUGAACAUACCAUGCCGGGCUAUUGCAUCUACAGUGAGUAAACUAAGCUAUCCUGUUGGGGGAACUGGGCAUGUGACUGCCCUGUACAGCAUAGUCCUAGCUUUUCCAUUUGGCCAGUCGAGCUUCUGUCCUGGUCGGACUUCCAAAAUAUACUGGCCUCUCUCUUUUGUUAAUUCGGUUGACCAUUGCUGUGUAAAUUGGAGAUUCAUGCAAUUUUCGAUUGAAUUCGACUAAUGUUGUUUAAGGCUCUCCUUUAGAUGCUAUGUAUUGCUAAGUUUGGUGGGUGCUGCUGCUGCACCCAUGGCGUUUUAUGUUUUGGAUCAUUAGAACUGGGUAUGGAUUUGAAAGGAAACCUGGAAAAGUUUGGGAGACACUUUGAGGAAGUGCAAUUAAUGUAGUCACUCCUGUUUGCCCUUAAAUGUUUCAAUAGACAUGGACUCUUCUGAGGUAA